CCCAUCGCAUCGUCUCCCAAGCAUUCAAGCCACCAAUUUUGGGUUGAGUCAUCGCCCUAAAGUACUUAGAUAAAAGUCAUAAAUAUAUAGAUGUCUCAAGGACUACUACAUGCCUCAAAUAAGGCGAACUUCUCUUGCCUAUUUACUAUUUCUUCGUAUCUAAAUUGUUUUAGUCGGGCAAUAAGUUCUAAAAGAUCUUACCUUCAACGGUGCCCCGUUUUGUCACCACGCCCCGUAGUCACUUAAAACCAUGAUAUCAACGAGAAAUCUUCAUGAUGGAGCUAUCGACCACAGUCAGGCGGUCGCUAGAGCCCCCGAUGACCAUAUUGUGUCAAGACCGGUUCCCGACGCCCAGACUCAGGAUCCACGAAGGUACCAACUUAAUCAGAUGAAGAAGCGUUACUCUCCUAUACAAAACACACUACAAGAUGGUACGACGAAUAUUUUAUUUCAGCUGAAGCCCUCAGACCCGGAUUUCCCUUUCGAGCUGAAUUAUCUGGAUUGCGAACUUCAGGUUCCUGCGUUAUACCCGGAGAAGCCUCCUGUUCUUCGAGUCAAGAAUAAGGAUAUCCCCCGUGGAUUCGCAGUCAAUGUGGAGAAGGGAUGGGAUAGACUUGUUAAAGAGAAGCAAGGCUUGACUUUGCUGGCUUUGACGAAGGCUUUGGACCAGAACUUAGAAGCAUUCCUCUCGGAGCGAAAGACCGACACCGUAACUUUGUUAUCUUUCAAAGAUACCAGACAUCUGGAUAGUUUUACUACUGCAUUAAGUGGCGGGCCAACCUCAACAGCUCAACCAUCCCCAAAACCGGCACCAGCGCCUCGUAGGGUGUAUGUACCAGAGGAGUCGUUCACUGGAGAGCAGAUCACCAGCGCGAGAGCAAGACGAGCCCAAGAGAUUAGACAACUAGAGGCUCGAAUGUCCCGGAUGCCCCAUUACCGGAAGUCGGCGGAUGGUGUAGUCUAUACGUUACCUCUGGAGCCGAGACGGCGUGUUGAGUUACCAUUCGAGUUGCAGUUGGUUCAGUCGGUCCAGUUAAUCAUACCUUUGCUCUACCCUCUGCAACCCCUGAAGAUACUUCUCAAUAAUGUUGAAUCCAAGGAUGCUGAAGCCGUGGAGGAUCUGUUCGCGGAGAAGGCCGCUCAGCAGAAGCAGAUGAACUUGACGAGCCAUUUGAAUUAUCUCUCGCAGAAUAUUCGUACCUUAGCUAAGCAAGCGCAUAUUGCGCGACAAAAGGCUGAGGUUGCCGCGAAUAGCACGACCGGCAAAGCUCAACAAGUUGAUACUCCUAAAGCCGUCGGAGAAGACGGGAAGAGCCAUGUCCACAUCAUACCUCGACCGCCGGAAUGGAGUUAUGGCAACGAGUCCGAAGACUCGGAAGAUUCGGACAAUGAUUUCUACUCGGAUGACGAGUCCGACGACGGAGGUGCAGCGGUUACCGACGGCGAUGCAGUAGCCGGUACCUCUGGGAUGGCGCACCAAGCUGAAAGGGGUACCGCGAUGUCAUUUCCCUCAGUUGAGCUCCACGGCAUUGAGCUGCUGCAAGUAUCCAUCUUAAACCUUAGCGUAAAAUGCGACCGUUGCCGGACAUUAAACGACGCCACGGGGUUAAAGCCGGAUGUAGAGAAAGCGGGUAGUUGUCGGAAGUGUGCCGUGCCAUUCACAACGAUGUUUAGACAGGAGAUGGUACACCAGGGCUCGGUUAGAGCUGGUUUUGUAGAUGUGGCUGGAUGCAGUGUUGCGGAUAUGCUGCCUAGCACGUUCAUACCAACGUGCUCGCGAUGCUCGACGCCGAGCCAGGGACUUGUCUCGGUUCGUGGCGAGGCUAUUACGAAUGUGUGUCGGGAGUGUCAUGGCAAAUUCACUUUUAAGAUCCCUGAGGUCAAGUUUCUCGCUAUUACACAUGGUACUUUGCCAUUGCCACCAGCGGGUCCGAGGAGACGCCAGGAGAAGCUAGGUUUACAUGCUGGCGAACCGUUGCCUGGGCGCGGAGCGUGUGCGCAUUAUCGCCGCUCAUAUCGAUGGUUUCGAUUUUCGUGCUGCAGCAAAGUGCACCCCUGCGACAAAUGCCACGAUGCAGCAGAAGACCAUCCACAGGAGUGGGCUAACCGCAUGAUCUGCGGGUGGUGCAGCCGCGAGCAGAAUUACGCUGUCGAGGCUUGCGCGUUUUGCGGCCGUAGUGUUAUUGGUAAGAAGGGGCGCGGGUUCUGGGAGGGUGGGAAGGGCACCCGUGAUAAGGCCAAGAUGAGCCAUAAAGAUAAGAGGAAGUACCGCCGUGUUGGCGGGAGUGAGGGGAAGAAGAAAGAUUGAGGAUUGAUGAUAGGUUGGUGAUAGUGGUGACGAUGGUGGCGUUGAGGGGUUGUGGAGAGGAUGUUAGGCGCUGAGUAUUCUACAGCUUGUAGACAAAGUACCUACGUCUAAGGAGCCCGACGCAAGAAAGCCAUCAUAACUCUGCUGUAAACUCCAAUGAUAACAACCUUAUUGCCGCCAUCAUGAAGUGUCUACGCGAAUGACUCCAAUAAGUAGUGUACUCCAACUUCAAAAUAGCAUCUAACGUAUGUUACGCGCUUCAAAGUCCUAAGCGCUUAACGCUGGUCAGCACCACUACUACGUCGGCGCUUAGCACGAUACAUCUGAUAGGUACAAUAUUCGUUCUAUCACUUGAUCACAUAGUACAAAGCUACGAAAAACUUAUGAAACGCCAUCAUUGGAUAAGUUUCUAUGAACUAUUUUAUGCAACAACCUGUGAUAUCUACCACGGCGUCUCGCUUCUGGUCUGAGCCAGCAUUCAACUUCGUCCACGUGAGGAUGUUGGGCACCGGUAAUAUCGUUUAAUGGUCGAGGCAUCACUUCAUCGCCUCAUAGUGCCAAAUGAUAUGUCCAAGUUCAUCUCGAAGCGAGCCACUGAGCUUCUACAUGGAUUACGUCCUGGCGACCCCGGGUUAGGGGUACUCUCGGGAAGAUCGCUG
Hypoxylon trugodes is the source of this 2967-nucleotide messenger RNA. RefSeq lists its product as uncharacterized. The transcript is spliced from 3 exons. The coding region runs from base 251 to 2308 and encodes 685 amino acids. The record is from RefSeq and is a predicted model, not a curated record. Gene Ontology annotation, molecular function: zinc ion binding. NCBI's taxonomy places the organism in Eukaryota, Fungi, Ascomycota, Sordariomycetes, Xylariales, Hypoxylaceae.